CAACUAACUGUCAAAUAAUGAUAACAUCUAAGAUUAUUCAUCUAUUCAUCUUGGUAUCUAUCACUGUUCAUAUUGUAGUCUGCGCUAAAGGAGGAAAUGAAACUAAAAAAGAUGCACCAAAGAAAAAGUACGUCUAUACAGAUUGGAGUGAUUGGGAAACAGCCUAUGAAUAUGAAGCAGAACAAGAAGCACGUAAAAAAGCCGUUAAAGCCGGUAAAGGUGGAAAGGGUGUAACUGAUGAUUCAGAAUGGGAGAUUGUAACAGAAAUUGUGACGGAGAUUAUUAAACCAAAACGUAAAGAGAAGACCGUUGAAGAAACUACGAAGGAAGAAAUUAAAACAGGUCCAAAGAAGAAGACGGAAAUAGAAACCAUAGAAGAAACAACCACAAAAAGAGAUGGAAAGAUUCCAAGGAAAGUGACAGAAACAGAAACUAUUGAAGAAAUAACAAAGAAGGACGGUGGAGUUGUACCUAAGAAACGAACAGAAAUUGAAACGAUUGAAGAAACUACUAGGAAGGGAGGAUUACCUAUUCCAAAGAAAAGGACAGAAAUAGAAACAAUUGAAGAGACUACAAGAAGAGAGGGUGGACCUGUUCCUAAGAAUAGAACGGAAAUUGAAACAAUUGAAGAGAUAACGAGGAGAAAGGCUGGAAAGGAUCCGAAGAAGCGAACAGAAAUAGAAACUAUUGAAGAAACAACGAGAAAAGAGGGUGGUACUGUUCCAAAGAAAAGAACAGAGAUUGAAACCAUAGAAGAAAUAACUAAAAAAGGUGCAGGAUUUAUUCCAAAGAAGAGGACAGAAACAGAAACAAUUGAAGAAAUAACCAGAAGAAAAGCUGGACGAAUUCCGAAAAAGAGGACAGAAAUAGAGAUCAUAGAAGAAAGGAGACGGCGAUUAGGCAAACGGGUUGUGAAGAGGAAAUCAAUACUUGAUACAAUUUCCGAUACUGUCACUGGUAUUAUUCGUCCAGUAAUCAGAGGUAUUGAUGUCGGAAUAUUCGGCAGACGUGUUGACAAACGACGUAUUAAUGUGCACAGUGGACGCAGAAUAAACGUUAGACGACGAUGUCAAAUUCGUGGUGGCAUUGGUAUAGGCGUCAGACGAUGCUGUAGAGCCUGUGUAAGAGGUAGAGUUGCAGUUCGUGGAGUUGGUGUACGUGUUGGUGGAUGCUGUAGAAGAUGCCGGUGCUGUCAAGUGCGUUCGUGUUGUCGAGCAAGGACAUGCUGUCGUCGGUGUUAAUCAGCUUCAUAUUCAAAAUACUUUUUUUUUAAAAAUUCACUUAUUCAAUUCUCUAUUCAAACAUUGAAUACUCUUGAC
Trichobilharzia regenti is the source of this 1319-nucleotide messenger RNA. The record is from the annotation of a GenBank genome assembly. NCBI's taxonomy places the organism in Eukaryota, Metazoa, Platyhelminthes, Trematoda, Strigeidida, Schistosomatidae.